AUGCGGCUCGCGUGGCCGCUCGUCGUCGCGUGGUGCGCGGGCCAGCCCUACCGUCCCGACCAGUACCGGUCGCACCAGGCUCGCCUCGCGAGCCUGCCGCGGCUCACGUGCGAGAAGGACGCCGUCGUCGACAAGGCGCGGACCGUCGCCGACGAGCCGGUGCUGCUCUUCAUCCACGUCUUCAAGGCCGCCGGGUCGUCGGUGCGCGAGCUCUUCCGGCGCUACGCGGAGCGCUGCGGCCGGCGCUGGGCGUGCCUCGUGCAGUGCGCGAACGGCGGGCAGGCCACGGACCGGGGCGUCUUGCCGUGCCGGCUCCGCGACACGGUGAACCUCAACCGCGCGUCCGUCGUCCAGCCCAACGGCGCGCAGACCGGCGCGCGGGCCAUGCGGCGGAACCCGGACGCCGCGGGCCUCGGCGUCGGCGCGCACAUCAUCGGCGGCCACUACCACUACGGCAUGCACGCGAUCCUCCCGCCCGAGCGGCCCUACCUCUACUUCACGGUCGUCCGCGAGCCGCUCGCGACGUGGAUCUCGGGCCUGCGCUACAACAACAAGCACCUCGACUCCGUCGCGAAGCUCACGACGGCGAUGACGUCGGAGAUGGAGAAGCGGGGCCACUACGCGAACGCGAUCACGUACCUCAUCGAGGCGAGCCGCACGAAGCGCGCGUCGGCGGCGAACAAGCUCCACUUCGCGCUGCAGCACCUCGAGAACGUCGCCGUCGUCGGCGCGGUGGAGUCGUGGCAGACGACGCUGGACCUGCUGACGCACGUCCUCGACGGCGACGAGGCGUCGCCGGCCAUGUGGAACCGCUACCGGAACCGGAAGCGCGCGAACAAGGCCAAGACCGACGUCUCGCCCCGCGACGUCGUCGCGAGCCUCAAGCGCAGCGGCGACUGGCCCAGAUGCGCCGCGUACCUCGAGACGGAGAACGCGUUCUACGUCGCCGCGCUCCGGAAGCACGCGACGGCCUGCCGCGUCGUCCUCGGCGACAGGUGCCGCCUCCGCUGGCACGGCGGCCUCGUCGGCCUGCUCAACGCGUCCCUCCUCGAGCUCCCGCUCCUCGACGCGGCCGCGCUCGACGGCGCGCAGCGCCUCAACGCGCCGACGUAA
Molecule: messenger RNA, 1113 nt
Organism: Aureococcus anophagefferens
Lineage: Eukaryota; Pelagophyceae; Pelagomonadales; Pelagomonadaceae
Exons: 1
Coding region: 1-1113 (370 amino acids)
Source: RefSeq, a predicted model, not a curated record